Neoarius graeffei (lesser salmon catfish) is the source of this 2247-nucleotide messenger RNA. Its product is annotated as acyl-coenzyme A thioesterase 9, mitochondrial-like. Gene Ontology annotation, cellular component: mitochondrion. The transcript has 16 exons. The record is from RefSeq and is a predicted model, not a curated record. Bases 110 to 1396 code for a protein of 428 amino acids. NCBI's taxonomy places the organism in Eukaryota, Metazoa, Chordata, Actinopteri, Siluriformes, Ariidae. Gene Ontology annotation, biological process: acyl-CoA metabolic process. Gene Ontology annotation, molecular function: fatty acyl-CoA hydrolase activity.
GCGGUUGAGAACGCAGCCGUACUGAAUGUAUUACCUUAACUAGGGUUCAGGGUUAGACUUGUCAAAUCUUAAAACUGCUUCAGGAAAAAAAAGAACAAAAUUGAAUAAAAUGUUUUCACCGAGGGUUUUGAAGUCAGUAGCAUCUCUGACAUGCAGGGCUUUUUCCCAACAGGGCAAAGCUCCAGAUAUGGCUGAAGGAAACGCACACUUGCUUGUGACCAAUGUACGCAAUCGGCUGAGGCAGAUCGUAGGAGCAUCAACCAACUGGAACGAUCAUCAGCAGGCUCUGGCUGAGAGAAUCUCCCUGAGUAAACACCUCGCUAACAGUCAGGACGAACUUCCCGCUAAGACGAUGAAGGAGAGUGAGAUUGAGGUGCAUCUUCCGUUAGGGACGCAGCCAGCGCUCCGGGAGAAAUACCUCACCUUCCACAACACCGUCAGGUUUGGUCGGAUUUUGGAGGAUCUUGACAGUUUAGCAGUGCUCAUCUGUUACUCUCACACGUGGAAUAAAGAGCUUCCGAGAUCGCCUCUGUCUAUCGUUACAGCUCUGGUGGACAAAAUCGACAUGAGAAGGAACGUAAUUUACCCAGAUUGUGAUAUCAAGUUCACGGGUCAUGUGACGUGGGUGGGAAAGACGUCGAUUGAAGCUAAGAUGCACAUGACGCAGUUCCAUGACGGCGCUUACGCUCCAGUGUUAGAUGCUACGUUUGUGAUGGUCGCUCGAGAUCCAGAAAAUAAAAGGGCAGCGUUUGUAAACCCUCUGAAACUGGAGAACCCUGAGGAAGAGAAGAUUUUCCAACAAGGAGAGAUUAACAAGAAGAGACGUGUGGAGUUGAGCACCGCCUCGUUACUCAAGGUGGCUCCUACAGCGGAGGAGAGGACGCUCAUACACAGCCUGUUCCUCAACACACUCGACACGAAAACUGUUAGCUUCCGGGGUCGAAUCCUUCCCCCCAACUCUGUAUGGAUGGAGGACGCGAAGUUAAAAGGCUUGGUGAUUUGCCAUCCACAGGAGAGGAACAUCUUCAAUCGGAUAUUUGGUGGUUUCCUGAUGAGAAAGGCGUAUGAGCUGGGCUGGGCCAAUGCCUGUACAUUCGUUGGUUGUCGGCCGGUCCUGGUGGCAGUGGAUGACAUCAUGUUCCGCAAGCCGGUGGAGAUCGGCUCCCUGCUACUGCUGUCCUCACAGGUGUGUUACACUGAAGGACACCACGUCCAGGUCAGAGUUCACACUGAGGUGCUCGACCCUUUGACCCGGCAGCACAACACCACCAACAUCUUUCACUUCACCUUCCAAGUCGAGAAGCCUGUUCUAGCUGUGGUCCCGCAGAGUUAUGGAGAGUCCAUGCUCUAUCUGGAUGGGAAAAGACACUUUGAUGAGACAAUGAAGAGCCAGUAAAGAACAGUAUGCAUACGAUGUGUCCAUAAAAGAUGAUGUCUUCCAAUGCAAUGCAGCAGACAAACAAAAGGAAUGCAACUGCACUUUUUCUGAGGCGAUGUUACAUUGGACAGAUUCUGUUUGUGUGCAUGUAUACGUUAUUCAUUUAUAAAUAUAGAUUCAAAAUAUUCACAAAUAUUUAUACUUGUAGUAACAUUGAACGUUUUUUUUUUAAAACACUUGUACUUUUACACACACACUCUCACUACAAAAAUAGUGUAUUAGACUGUGUCUAUUGCACGUAUUAUUAAGAUAUUAGAUGUUUUGUAUUUUAUAUCGCUGUAUGGAUACGCUGCUGAGUGUCUUCGUUAACCAAAGUGUCUGUCUGUCUUUGACUUCUAGACUAAAUUGAUCAUGGAUUGAAAUGUUUCACUCCGUGAUAUUUUUUUCUCCCAGUUUUUUUCAGUAUCACAUCCCGACAGCAAUGUUAUGUGGUUGUUGUCUUGUGCGUGUAUAUUACAAUAAAAAAUGAUUAGCUACCAGAAGUUACCGCAUGGACUAGGAUAGCUGGCAGGUAAAUGAAGGGAUGAAGCAAGAAAGCAAUAUGAGUUUUGUCUUGUGAGCAUCUUGAUCAAUGGUCCCAGUAAAAGAAAACUUCAAGUGCACUUAUUCACCAUUAUGAGAAUAAAGUUACUUUGGAACGGAAGGGUGUCAGCACAGUAAAUCAAAGUUUCACGUUCUUAGCGUGUGCACAUCACCUAUGAAAUGCCAGGAUUUUGGUUUUUUUUUUUACUAUAACAAACAUUUGUUGUGUAUUUCUCAAAUGGUCAUGUUUUUAUGUUAAAGAGCCUAAUAAAAUCUAAUCAGACACA